Molecule: messenger RNA, 3325 nt
Organism: Branchiostoma floridae (Florida lancelet)
Lineage: Eukaryota; Metazoa; Chordata; Leptocardii; Amphioxiformes; Branchiostomatidae
Product: high affinity cGMP-specific 3',5'-cyclic phosphodiesterase 9A-like
Biological process (GO): cGMP catabolic process
Molecular function (GO): 3',5'-cyclic-GMP phosphodiesterase activity
Source: RefSeq, a predicted model, not a curated record
CGCUGCCGUGACGUCAUUAUCAAACGAGAAAUCAGCCCCAGCUCUUUUCUCCUGGCCGUUUUCUGGGACAUUUAUAAAAGAUAAAGUAACAAACGCGGCGUAAGAAAAUUUCGUGUUUUUCGUAGAAAAUUAAAGCAAGAACACCAUGUGGACGCGUGUUGCAGCACUCCAGUAUUAACCUGCAUGGCCGUGAGACUGCGAAGACGGCGAAAACAACUUUAAUGUGCCAGAUCGCGCGCGGGAACACGGGACUGCGGACACCGCCAGCUUGCGCUCGCACACCGCGCCGCGCCGCCUUCACCGGGCCAGCCUCCAUCUUGGGACUGCGGGGAGGAUCGCUUCGCAGCGAGAAGGUUACACCAGACUCCGGCGAGCGGAAAUACGCCGUCUCAGCGGAGCGCUGCUUACUACAAAGCGCCAGCCGCGCUGUGUGUUUACUACAGUCCACCUGUGGCGCCGUGAGCGGGCAGGCCUCCAUCUUGGCACCGCGGGAAGGCGCGCGGAGGGACCGGGAGGGUUUACCACAGCCGCGCCGGGAAGUUUUACUGCGGUUAAACACUGCGCCAAACUGGACGGUUCAGCCGCAGAGUACGCAGAGAGAACGGACGGUCUUACGGCAGAGUACGCAGAGAGAACGGACUGCCUUACCGCAGAGCACUAAGCUAAACUGCAGAGGUUCAUCGCGAAGUGCGGAGCGAACCUGUUCACUCCGGAACGGCUCGGGGAACUGGACAGUCCGGAACGGCUCUGGAAUCUGGACAGUUCAUAACGACACGGGAAUCUGGACAGUUCAUAACGGCUCGGUUUCACCACGGCUGCUCAGCACUGGCUUCCCGAUGGGCGCGGGAGCCUCCUACAGACCAAGGACGAUUUACCUGGACGUCAACGGCACCACGCAGAAGGUCGUGUUCAGUAGAUACUGCACUUCUAACGAUGUCAAGGAGCUCAUUGCUGCCGCCGCCGCUGUCAAUAGGACUGCGGGUGUCAGGUUACUUGAUAGAGACGGAUCCAUUGUGUCCAUCGACCCUGCAAUGCCCUCUAACACUGAAAGUAAUCCCUACAAAGUUAUACUCGAGGAGGCGAGAAAGACUGCGGCGGAAUCAGAGAUGAUCGAAUCGGUGCUGACGCACAUCUCCGAACAGUUCACAAAAUGCUUCCAGAUAAACGACCUGAAGGCUGACCUCACGAAGAGGGUAGCCAUGCUGGAGAAAAGAGUAGAAAUGGAAGGUCUGAAAGUUUGUGAAAUCGAGAAAUGUAAAAAAGACAUCACCCAACUACAAGAUGUCGUCAUGACAACAACCAACAAAAAUAACCCGCGGGCCAAGAGAGAAUUUUCACUUCACGAAAAGCUACACCGUGGCACGAAAUACACGUUAUCUCAGGAAACCGUGGAGUACCUGAAAAACCCUUCCUUUAACAACUGGCACUGGGAGCCCAACGAGAUACCAGAUCAACGCGCGCACAGAACUUGCGGUACGGUACAAUGAUAUCUCGCCGCUGGAGAAUCAUCACUGUGCCGUGGCCUUUAAGAUUCUGAGCAACCCUGACUGCAACAUCUUCGCCAACGUCGACAAGGAGACCUGGAAGCAGAUUCGGCAGGGGAUCAUCACCCUGAUCCUGGCGACAGACAUGGCGAGGCACGGGGAGAUUCUGGAGUCCUUUAAGCAGAAAGUCGACAAUUUUGACUACACGAACGAGGAGCACGUGGCUGCCUUGAAGAUGAUUCUCAUCAAGUGUUGCGACAUCUCAAACGAAGUCCGACCCAUGGAUGUGUCUGAACCCUGGGUCGACUGCCUGCUAGAAGAAUAUUUCAUGCAGAGCGACAGGGAAAAGGCGGAAGGUCUUCCCGUGGCGCCGUUUAUGGACAGGGACAAGGUUACCAAGGCAACGGCUCAAAUAGGCUUCAUCAAAUUUGUUCUCAUCCCGAUGUUUGAAACUGUUGCUAAGUUGUUCCCGUGUGUAGAGGACGCCAUGUUGAAGCCGCUGUUCCCGUCUAUAGAAGACUGCAUGGUCAAGCCGCUGAGGGACGCUCGGGAUUACUACGAAGAACUCAAACAAAUGGACGACGCCAUGGCGGAGAGAAAAAAGGCCGAGGCGCUAGCGCUAAAAAAGCGGCCUUAACACUGUGUGUGAGACCUCAACACUAAGUCAACUACACCUCUCUCAUAUCAACAGUACUUCAACUAGAUCUCUCCACUAUAUCAACUAGAUCUCUGUAAUAUCUAGACUCAACCUCGCCUAGAACACUUCAAUAUCUCGACCAGAUCUCUCCGAUAUCUCAACUAGAACUCACUAAAGUCUCAGCUAGAUCUCUUCUAUAUAUUCACACUGUUAAGGGAUAGACUCCGCGGGAAUAGCCUACAGUGCCCUACAACUGAAGACAGCGGCGUAGUCACGCAGACCAGACCACAGAAGGACAUCGCCACAGAAGCCCCUCACCUCCAUGGUUAGAUAGGACCGAGCCCAUGUACAGAAUAAGCCUCUGUCUUGUGUAGAGCGUAAUGAUGAUGUAAGCCUGUGAUUUUCUGUGUUGUUCGGAUUUCUACAGCCGAGUUUAGUUUCGGUACCUUCUGUACAGAGCGUCGCCUGUCUGCCCGAGACAGAAGUAGGUAGGCUCAACUCUCGGUAGGAGGAAAAUGACUACCCUCCAAGGAAAGGUUCGGAUCAGGUUUCGUUUGGAAUCUAAACUCGGCCGGAGCCUAACCUCUGCUUGGAGAGUAGGAAAGGACGUUCUAUCGGCGUCUUGUGGAAAAGUAGUGACCAGUUUUGAUGUUGUUGUUGACAAUUUCCCGACGGGAAAGCCGAUUUACUCACUCCGAGUUUGUAAGACGUACUGGAGGCUACGGGUGCAGGGUGACGUGUACUGGUGACGUGUACUGGUGACGUGUACUGGUGACGUGUACUGGUGACGUGUACUGGUACAGGGUACUGGUGACGUGUACUGGUGACGUGUACUGGUGACGUGUACUAGUGACGUGUACUGGUGACGUGUACUGGCGACGUGUACUGGUGACGUGUACUGGUGACGUGUACUGAUGACGUAUACUGGUGACGUGUACAUGAAUAUGACGCGUUCUGAAACAUGACGUGUACAGGAACAUGACGUGUUCAGGAACAUGACGUGUACAGGAACAUGACGUGUACCGUACAGAGUAGGUAGUCAUAAACACAGCACACAAGUACAGCAACACACGACAGUACAGAAUAUACCUGUACAGCAACACACGACAGUACAGAAUAUACCUGUACAGCAAAAGCACAUAGCACAUGCACACCUGUAGGAACAGGUAACAGCACAUGCACACCUGUAAAAGAACAAGUCACA